AUGAUUUCUGCUCCAAGAAACUGCCUCAAGACCCUCGCUGUCACCGCAGGGCUCCUUUCUCUCGCCGGCGCUGCCCCGGCCCGCCCGCAUGACCUCGGCGACACGAAUACCGUUGCUGUGACGGCCGUCCCCAGUCUCACUGCUACUGAUGAGGCAGAGUCUGCUUCUUCUCUGGACUAUAACUUCCCCGAGUGGCCUGCUCUCGAGAGCAAUGGCGCGACUAGGGACAUUUCGGAGAAAGAUCUCAAGCAAGUCGCCGGCCGCCUUGGUCUGACCAUGUGGAACUUGUUUACUAAAAUCCAUGUAGUGAAGCAAAUGAAAAACCUCCAGAUCGACCAUGCUGACCCCGAGUUCGCCGAGGCCACCAACGGCACCAGCCCUGACUUGAGCGACCUCGACUUCCUCAAAGACUCGUCCAACCGUGGCCUCAUCACACCGCGCGGCGACCCCAUAAUGGAUUUAAUAGACAGCGUGAUCUCGAGUUUCAUUGGCCGCCGCAGCGGCGACGCGUUCGAGAAGACCAAGUAUGAGAAAUGGAAUAAGGGUCGCGCUAACAGUUAUGGCUUCCGGGUCGGCCUCCUCAACGCCACGCCCUACCGUUGGGAGCGCAUGGGCGACGUUGCCAACGACUGUAGGAGGAAAGGGGAAAUCGAAACUGCAAUUGAAAUCAUCGAGCCCGGCGCGGCCAUCACCGCCUUUGAGGAGUCGGUUUGGUUAAGACCCCAGUGCACCAAAGAGGUCAAGUACAAACUGGUCGGCACCAAGGAAGACAUGUGGUUCACGCUCCACACCCACAAGAACACGGCCACCAUCGAGUACGGUGGCGCGCUCGAGACGAUGGGCGGCGGCGAGGCCGGCAGCGGCCGCAACGCGCGCGGCAGCAUCUUGGACCUCGGCCUGAGCACGGGCGCCUACAUGGUGACGUUUGCGCUCGCGGGCGUCGAGGGCAACUUCUUCGCCAACGACGUGCCGACCAACUGGAUGAACAGCAUGAUGGACGAGAUUGGUAACUACACGCUCCGCGACGUGCUGCUCCCGCGCUCGCACCACAGCGGCAUGUACGUGGUGCGCAGCCACAACGGCGUCGGCACGGAGCACAACACGGAGACGCAGAGCUACAACAUCUAUCACCAGCUCAAGGUGGGCGGCGUGCGCGUGCUCGACUGCCGGCCCACGGUUGCCACCAACGGGCGCGUCCACGAGAGCCACGGGUCCAAGGUGCUCGGCUUGUGGCACGGCGCGCUCGGCGAAGACUUUGAGACGGCGGUGCAGAUGAUCAACCAGUUCAACAAGGACUACCCGGGCGAGCUCAUCAUCGUCGACGUGUCCGGCGCCGAGAUGCUCGAAGGCCGCAAGUUCACCUCGCUCAAGGCCGACGGCGUCGCGCGCGUCAUUGACAUCUUCAAGGGGCUGGAGAACCGCCUCGUGCUCAAGCCCGGCGAGGACAUGACCAAGCUGCCGCUGAACGAGCUCCUCGUGGGCGGCCGGUCGGGCGUCGUCGUGCGCAUGGAGGAGUGGCGCAUCCGCGACGUCGACAACUGGCCCGGCCCGGCCGAGGGUUUCGUCACGCCCACCGAGAUGCCGCUCCGCAAGCACUGGACCGACGAAGAGAGACCGCGCAAGGUGGCCGAGGACCAGCUCCGCAUGCUGGAACGCCAGCGCGAAAAGGGCAACGCCGAGCCGCUGUACAAUGCCGAGCUGCUCAUCGUGCAAAAGGGCAUCAACCUCAUCAACGGCAGAAAAAUCACCGAGCUCAACGACCCUGCCUGGGUCAUGCUCAUCGACACUUUUUGGCUCGCCUUUCGCGGCGUCGUGUACCCCAACUGGAUCAGCAUGGACGCCAUCCGCGGCGACCAGCUCCGCGCCGUCUCCGUCGCCGUCAACAUGUGUUUUGUCGCCAAGCGCUGCGGCACCCUCGGGGGGCGCGUCCCCGACGCCCCAGCCUGGGCCCCGGUUUCGGUGACAACCAACGACACUGACACCACCAUUACCAACACAACCAACUACACCAACAUCACCGACACCAACAUCACCGACACCAACAUCACCGACACCAACAUCACCGACACCAACAUCACCGACACCAACAUCAUCGACACCAACAUCACCGACACCAACAUCAUCGACACCAACAUCACCGACACCAACAUCACCAUUACCACGGCGGACAAAAUGUAA
This is a messenger RNA of Cordyceps militaris CM01, 2178 nucleotides long. RefSeq names its product LysM domain-containing protein. The coding region runs from base 1 to 2178 and encodes 725 amino acids. The transcript is spliced from 2 exons. Gene Ontology annotation, molecular function: phosphoric diester hydrolase activity. The record is from RefSeq and is a predicted model, not a curated record. Gene Ontology annotation, biological process: lipid metabolic process. Lineage: Eukaryota; Fungi; Ascomycota; Sordariomycetes; Hypocreales; Cordycipitaceae.